CUGGCCAUAGCGUAUUUGGGAUUUUAAAACACCCUCAAGGACUUUGCAGGUGUCUUGUCCCCAGUUUUGCCUGGCACAGCCACAGUGGCAGAGCCUGGAUGUGUAGGAUUGUCCAAAUGGCUGGGACAAGAGUGGACGGGUGAGAGUGUGAGCAGCACUGGGAUGCCCAGAUGCCUCUUUGCAGUGGCAGUAGGCAGAAAUUCCUGCCCUUUUGGCCCAUUGACAACGCAAUUGAGAGGCUCAAACCUGAGGCUGGAGGGUUUCCAAGCUGAGAUGACAGCAGCUCACACCAAAAGUCUUCUAACACAACAGAUUGUCCUCCCGUGGUUUUCACUUGUCCCUGCUUAGACAUAAGGUUCAGCACAAUGAGUUGGCAUUCUGGGUGUUAGCAGCCUGCGGAGAGUAGGACGGGUGCUGCCCUGCUCACCCCUCACCCCUCGCUCAUUCCCCUUGGGGAGACGGGUGCUGGCGUCCCUGUCCUGCCCUUCCACCCCUUGCUCCCCACUCGCCAUAGAGGGGACUGGCCCGUUAUGGCUGGGGACAGGCUCCCACGCAAGGUGAUGGACCCCAAGAAGCUGGCCAGCCUCCUGAGGAACGGAGCGGAGGGCACCCUGGUCAUCGACAGCCGCUCCUUUGUGGAGUACAACUCCUGGCACGUCCUCAGCUCCGUCAACAUCUGCUGCUCCAAGCUCGUCAAGAGAAGACUCCAGCAGGACAAGGUCUCCAUCACGGAGCUCAUCCAGCCUGCCUCCAAGAUGAAGGUGGAGGCGGAGGACCACCAGGACGUGGUGGUCUACGACCAGAGCACGAGGGACGUGACCGGCUUGGCUGCUGACAGCUUCCUCUCCAUCCUCCUGGGCAAGUUGGACAGCUGUUUCCACAGCGUCUCCAUCCUCACAGGAGGCUUUGCCACCUUCUCAUCCUGCUUCCCAGGGCUCUGUGAGGGGAAGCCAGCUGCCAUCCUGCCAAUGAGCAUCUCCCAGCCGUGCUUGCCUGUGGCCAACGUCGGCCCCACACGCAUCCUGCCACAUCUCUACCUGGGCUCCCAGAAGGAUGUCCUGAACAAGGACUUGAUGACACAGAAUGGGAUAAGCUAUGUCCUAAAUGCCAGCAACUCCUGUCCCAAGCCAGACUUCAUCUGUGAUAGUCACUUCAUGCGCAUUCCUGUCAAUGACAACUACUGUGAGAAGCUGCUUCCCUGGCUGGACAAGUCCAUUGAAUUCAUCGACAAAGCUAAGGUGUCCAGCUGCCAGGUGAUCGUGCACUGCUUGGCUGGGAUCUCCCGGUCAGCCACCAUUGCCAUCGCCUACAUCAUGAAGACCAUGGGUAUGUCGUCAGACGAUGCUUACAGGUUCGUUAAGGACCGUCGCCCAUCCAUCUCGCCCAACUUCAACUUCCUGGGCCAGCUCCUGGAGUACGAGAGGAGCCUGAAGCUCCUCAAGGCCCUGAAGUCAAAGGGUGACCGGGGCGAGGGGGAUACGCAGCAGGACCCAGCAGAGGUGGCUGAGGGCAGCCGGCAUCCCCUAACACCUACCUCAGAGAAGGCCGAGGAUGUGCCGAGGAGCACCGGCUCGGUGUCCCCCACCAGUGACCCCGAGCGGCAGGGCGGGACCCCGAAGGUCCUGUCUCCCACCACCCUGCAGCAGGGCCUCAAUGGCUUGCACCUCUCCUCCGAGCGCAUCCAGGACACCAACCGCCUGAAACGCUCCUUCUCCCUGGACAUCAAGUCUGCCUACUCCCCCGGCCUGCGGCAGGACCCCCCUGGGCCCCCUGGACCCGGGGAAGCCCCCAAACUCUGCAAGCUGGACAGCCCCUCGGGCUCGGGCAGCCUCAGCCCCUUCUCCCCGGGGGCGGACAGCCCCGACCGGCCCGCGGGGCCCGAGCUCCUGCUGGAGGCCAAGGUGAGGCAGCGGCGGAAGCACCGGCACCCGGCGGGCUCGCCGGCCCACGGGCUCAGCCUCAACGUUGGCGGGACCUGCGGCACACGUAAGAGCCCCGGCGCCGAGGACGGGCUGCCCCCGCGGCUCAGCCAGCCGCCCACGGCGCCCGGCGCCACCACCGCCACCGCUGCCUGGAGCGGGGUGCACCUGGAGUCCCCCAGCACUCCGUCGGGUGAGGCUGGCUGGUACUUCGGCAAGGACUCCGGCAGCAGCAGCGGCGGCGGCGGCAGCGGCGGGGGCCUGUUUCCCAGCGCCGGCCCGUACCCGCCGCCGUUCGGCUGCGGCGCGGUGGCGGCUGGAUGCGAGAUCAGACUGAGGGACAAGGCGCGGGCCGAGCCGCGGGACGGGCGGCACAGCUGGCAUGAGGAGGCCGGCGCCGAGAAGCAGUUCAAGCGGAGGAGCUGCCAGAUGGAAUUCGAGGAGACCAUGUCCGAGGGCAGGGCUCGGGAAGAGCUGGGCAAAAUCAGCAAACAGUCCAGCUUUUCGGGCAGCAUGGAGAUCAUCGAGGUGUCCUGACACUCACCCGGGGUGCCUGGAGACCUGGGACGGGGCUGGGGCGGGGGGAUAUUUAAGCUGG
Corvus hawaiiensis (hawaiian crow) is the source of this 2517-nucleotide messenger RNA. It is a transcript of the gene DUSP8, whose product is annotated as dual specificity phosphatase 8. The record is from RefSeq and is a predicted model, not a curated record. The coding region runs from base 531 to 2456 and encodes 641 amino acids. Lineage: Eukaryota; Metazoa; Chordata; Aves; Passeriformes; Corvidae. Gene Ontology annotation, biological process: negative regulation of MAPK cascade; protein dephosphorylation. The transcript has 7 exons. Gene Ontology annotation, molecular function: protein tyrosine/threonine phosphatase activity; MAP kinase tyrosine/serine/threonine phosphatase activity. Gene Ontology annotation, cellular component: cytoplasm.